Messenger RNA from Pelobates cultripes (western spadefoot toad), 1233 nucleotides. The record is from the annotation of a GenBank genome assembly. Lineage: Eukaryota; Metazoa; Chordata; Amphibia; Anura; Pelobatidae.
AUGACACUGAGUACUGACCUCAAGCAGGUGAGACCAACUUGGUAGGUAGAUAAUAGGGCUAUAAUCUGUCCUCUCAUGCUGGCUACCUGGGCUCCAUAUAAUGAAUGGGGAAUAUAUAUUAAUUGCCCCAUAAGAUAACUAUCUUUUCUUAUACAGGAUACUAAAGAUAUGCUCAAAAACAUGUUGAAAGACAGUGGAAAUAAUGUUGACCUCAGGCCCCGGGAGGUGUUAACAACCCUCAGUAGGAAGAAUCCUAGUGACCUGGUCCUGGUAAUUGGAAGUGAGGUGAGUGCGUCUGUAGCCCCUGGUGUCCCUGCUCUCAGCUCAUGGCGCUGUUGCAUUGAAGCUGUAAUAGAUGCUGCAGAGCAGUGUGAAGUAUUGCACCCUGGCGAUGUUGUGGAAUUCAGAAAAAGGGUGCUGGGUGAGCAGGACUUACUGGCUGUCGUACAUGAUCUGAUCAGGAAAAUGUCUCAGAGAGCCGGUCACAGCAAACCCAGCGUUUUCCAAGACUGCCUAAUGAAGGUAUUCAAUGACCUAGAAAGCCACAUCCAGAACUCCACUGUUCUCGAGUCAAUUGUUAGUUUAAUGGACAAAGGGGCGAAGGUGCUGACCACAAACUAUGAUAACCUGUUGGAGCUAUACGGGCAGAAGAUGGGCAGACCCAUGGAAUCGAUUGACCUGAAUGAUAAAGUAAAGGUUUUGCAAUGGGUACAAAACCACAUCAAGUAUGGUGUUUUGCAUAUCCAUGGAUUGUACACGGAUCCCUGUGGCGUGAUUCUGGACCAAUGUGGGUAUAAAGAUGCUGUACAGGACUGUGAACUAAUGCUUGAGCUGCUGAAGUUGUAUAGCAAAAAAUCUUUUGUUUUUCUUGGAUGUGGAGAGACUCUGCGGGAUCAGAUUUUCCAGGUGCUCUCCCUCUACACCGUGCAGAAUACAGUCAGUGUGGAACAUUACAUGUUGGUGCGGAAGGAGAACGCAGAUACUUUCUAUAAGCUUCAGGCCGAUUUGCUGCUCAAAGGCAUCAAGCUUAUGUCCUAUGGUGAUUCAUUCACUGACUUUCCACUAUAUAUAAAAGGGCUGUCUGCACUCAUAUGCAAAGAGAGGACUGAUAAUAUCGCACAUGUGGAAAUUGAAAAGCUGCUUGAGCCUGUUCCUAAUGUCCAACCAGCUGCCCAAAAGAGGAAGCUUGAUGAAAACACAGAGACUGGAAAGCCAGCAAAGUUGAAGGCUUGA